CACCUCGCCAACCUCACUGUACGCAGCCCAUAUCUCUCUUCCUCUCUCAGACAUGGCUCUCUGGAACAAGACCAUGCUUUUCUCCAUCUUCUUCACCUUCUUUUCCCUCUCAACCCAACAACACCAAAAUGAUUCAUUUUCUCAGUCUUUCCCUCUCAUUUCAGUUUCUCUCCGCCCAAACACCUCCACAGCUCUCAACCCUUCCCUCGUUUCGCAGCCCGGGCGAAACCCAAAACUCAGGACCCCAUCGUAUAACUACAAAACGACGUUCACGUAUUCGAUGGCUCUGGUCGUUUCGCUCCCCAUAGGGACGCCACCACAGACCCAAGAGAUGGUGUUGGACACUGGCAGCCAACUCUCGUGGAUUCAGUGCCACAAGAAGGCCCCAAGGAAGCCCCCUCCCACGGCAUCGUUUGACCCCUCUCUUUCCUCUUCUUUCUCUGUUCUCCCUUGUAACCACCCUAUUUGCAAGCCCCGAAUUCCCGAUUUUACCCUCCCAACGUCCUGCGACCAAAACCGUCUCUGCCACUACUCUUACUUCUACGCGGACGGGACCUUUGCCGAGGGCAAUCUCGUCCAAGAAAAAUUCUCUUUUUCCCGUUCCCUUGUUACCCCGCCUUUGACCCUCGGCUGUUCCCAGGAUUCCAGCGAGACCAAGGGUAUUUUGGGAAUGAACAUCGGACGCUUGUCGUUUGCUUCCCAGGCUAAAAUCUCAAAAUUCUCUUACUGCGUACCCACCCGCCUGACUCGAACCGGGUCCUUUCCAACCGGGUCUUUCUACCUCGGCAACAACCCGAGUUCGCGAGGGUUCCGGUACGUGGACCUCUUGAAUUUUCCUCGGAACCAGCGCAUGCCAAACCUUGACCCUCUGGCGUACAGCGUUGCGAUGCAAGGGAUAAGAAUUGGCGGGAAAAGGCUGAACAUCCCGCCGUCCGUUUUUCGACCCGACGCUAGCGGGUCGGGUCAGACCAUGAUCGACUCGGGAUCCGACUUCACGUACUUGGUGGAGGAGGCGUAUAAUAAGGUGAGGGAGGAGGUAGUGAGACUGGUGGGCCCGAAGCUAAAAAAAGGUUACGUUUACGGAGGGGUGUCAGAUAUGUGUUUUGAUGGCGGCGAAACGAUGGAGAUCGGACGGCUGGUAGGGGACAUGGUGUUUGAGUUUGGCAAGGGGGUGGAGAUUGUGGUGGAAAAAGAGCGGAUUUUAGCUGACGUGGGAGGUGGGGUCCGGUGCAUCGGCAUCGGACGGUCAGAUAGGCUAGGGGCCGCGAGCAGUAUAAUCGGGAAUUUUCAUCAGCAAAAUCUAUGGGUGGAGUUUGAUCUUGCCAAUCGUAGAGUUGGGUUUGGUAAGGCUGACUGUAGCAGAUCAGUGUAGUGGGACGUGUAAUUUCAUGGGGCAGAGUGUGUAUUAAUUAAUGUGUAGCACUGUACAAAAAAAUAUCAGUGUGGGGUCAUCUUUUGGGAUGAUCUUAUCGGACGGUCUAUAUCAAAUGAACCUACUAGAACAAGUAAAGGAAAAAAAAAAAAAAAAAUCAACUAAGGCCAGGGACCAGGACCAGGGUGAUACAGUGAUGUGAAGUCAACGGUACUUAGGGCCCCUCCAAGUGUUGUAUUAUAAAAUCGAGAGUAAUGUAUAUAUGAGGAUGUGAAGUAUGUUAGAUAAAUUGGGUGAGAUAUUUCCUUUU
Alnus glutinosa is the source of this 1682-nucleotide messenger RNA. RefSeq names its product aspartic proteinase PCS1. Gene Ontology annotation, biological process: proteolysis. Lineage: Eukaryota; Viridiplantae; Streptophyta; Magnoliopsida; Fagales; Betulaceae. Gene Ontology annotation, molecular function: aspartic-type endopeptidase activity. The transcript has a single exon. The record is from RefSeq and is a predicted model, not a curated record. The coding region runs from base 53 to 1372 and encodes 439 amino acids.